This is a messenger RNA of Leptopilina boulardi, 2588 nucleotides long. RefSeq names its product translation factor GUF1 homolog, mitochondrial (gene waw). The transcript is spliced from 8 exons. Gene Ontology annotation, biological process: positive regulation of translation. Bases 296 to 2296 code for a protein of 666 amino acids. Gene Ontology annotation, cellular component: mitochondrion. NCBI's taxonomy places the organism in Eukaryota, Metazoa, Arthropoda, Insecta, Hymenoptera, Figitidae. The record is from RefSeq and is a predicted model, not a curated record. Gene Ontology annotation, molecular function: GTPase activity; GTP binding; mitochondrial ribosome binding.
GUGACUUUCUAGCAGAAAAAAUUUAGCAGACGACGUAGGUACUCAACACUGUGGCUCAUAAAUAUGUUAUUGUUUAUUUUGUUUAUAAAGUUUCUUAAUUUAUUUGCAACUAUCAAUUAAUAUCAUCAUAGUAAUAAAUAUUUUUGAAAUCCAAUUGAAGUGUACACGUUUUGUUAACUGCAUAUAUUUAAAAAGUAAAUACUUAAGACAGUGUUUUUUUAAGUUAAGAAUAUGAAUAGUUGUGAAAAUAAUUGAAAUUAUUUGUAAAUAACAAAUAAAUUUUUGUUCUAUAAUUAUGUCUUUGAACAUAGUAUUUUCUAAUACAAUUAAUCACAAUGUGAAACGAAUUAUUUUUCCUCUAAAUACUUUACAAAAUCUGCGUAAUUUGAGAACUGAAAGAUGCCUAAUGUUGAACAGAACUUGUUCGUCAGCGUCAGCACCAAAUGUAGCCGAGACACCGAUAGAAAAUAUUCGCAAUUUUUCCAUAAUUGCUCAUGUCGAUCACGGGAAAAGUACAUUAGCUGAUCGACUUCUAGAAAUGACUGGAGCCAUUAAAACAAAUUCCGGAGCUCAAAUUUUGGACAAAUUACAAGUCGAGAAGGAGCGCGGAAUCACAGUGAAAGCACAAACAGCUUCUUUGAAAUACACUUACAAUGGUGUCGAAUAUCUUUUAAAUUUAAUCGACACUCCAGGUCAUGUUGAUUUUUCAUCUGAAGUCUAUAGAUCACUUGCCGCUUGUCAAGGUGUAAUUCUUCUUGUCGAUGCCAACGAUGGUGUUCAAGCGCAAACAGUAGCCAAUUUUUAUCUCGCUUUUGAAAGGGAUCUCACAAUGAUUCCUAUCAUUAAUAAAAUAGAUUUGAAAAAUGCCAAUCCAGAUCGUGUUCUAAAGCAAUUGCAUUCUCUUUUUGAAAUAGAUAGCGACAAAGUCUUGAAAAUAUCUGCUAAAAAUGGUACAAACUGUGAGGCAGUUUUAGAAGCAAUUGUUGAAAGAAUACCUCCACCUCCUGUUUCAAGAGCUGAACCUUUCAGGGCGUUGAUAUUUGACAGCUGGUAUAAUAAAUACAAGGGCGCAGUUUCCUUGAUUUAUGUUCAACAAGGAAGAAUUUCAGUCGGAGAAAACAUUUCCUCUUGUCACACGGGAAAAGUUUAUGAAGUCAAAAGUUUGUCCUUCCUAAGACCAGAAGAGGAAGACAUUAAUACCUUAUAUGCUGGUCAAGUUGGAGCACUUAAAUGUAACAUGAAAUCAUUAACUGAAGCUCACAUUGGAGACACGUUUCGUUUAAAGGAUUCUACGGUGAAGCCUCUUCCAGGAUUUAAAGUUGCAAAGUCAAUGGUAUUUGCAGGAAUUUAUCCUAUAGAUCAGUCGCAGUUUCCUGAACUUCGUAAUGCUCUAGAAAAAUUAACUUUGAACGAUAAUGCCGUUACCGUCGUUGAAGAAUCUAGUCCAGCUUUAGGUCGAGGAUGGCGACUCGGGUUCCUUGGAUUAUUACACAUGGAAGUAUUUGUACAAAGAUUAGAACAAGAGUAUGGAGCUGAACCUAUAUUGAGUUCUCCUGGAGUCACGUAUAAAGCAAAAGUAUUUGGAACUAAAAGUAUUCAGAAAUAUAAGGGGGAGGAAUUUUAUUUCAGUAAUCCCAUUGAUUUUCCUGACCCUGUCAAUGUGACAGAAUUUUAUGAACCGAUAGUGAGGGGUACUAUUAUAACUCCAGCUGAAUAUCUUGGAGGCAUUAAGACUUUGUGUAGGGAAAAAAGAGGAGUUGAAGAGUCCAUUAAAUAUAUCGAUAACGAGAGAAUGAUUCUGCAGUAUAUGUUCCCGUUAAAUGAAAUUAUUAUGGACUUUCACGGUGGUUUGAAAUCCGUCACUUCCGGUUAUGCGAGUUUUGAUUAUGAGGAUUGUGGAUAUCAAACUUCAAAUAUUGUAAAGAUGAUUAUAUUAUUAAAUGGAAACCCAGUCGAAGAAUUAAGUACUAUAGUACAUGCAAGUAGUGCAGUCGAGAAAGCUAAAGCUUUAUGUUUCAAAUUGUUAAAUCUUAUUCCCAAACAACAGUUUCUUAUAUCAAUUCAAGCAAAAGUAGGUGCUAAAAUUUUAGCCAGAGAAAAUUUACCUGCUUUAAGAAAAGACGUUUGCGCUAAACUCUACGGUGGUGAUGUGACCAGGAGAAAAAAAUUAUUAUCGAAACAAGCAGAAGAAUUGUCAGUCAUUUUUAACUUUGAGAUGAAAGUAAAAAGCGAAGGAAUCGAGAAAGUGAGAGUGCAUAUAACUGGGGGUGGGAAUAGGAAGAGAAAGAGAGAGUGACCUGGAGGACGCCAUGCCAGUAUUGAUUAAAGGGUUUGCUCAGAGGGCUGGAGGAGGAAUUGUCGGCUCGCAAAACUCUUCUCCCGAGUCAUGUGUGGGCCAUUUGAGGGGAUGAACUUUUAAAACGGGAGGCGGUUGGCUGAAUGGCUUAUGAGAUUUUACUUUCAGCCAUCAGUGACGUUCAGUUGGAAAAUCUUUUCAUUUAAAAAAACAUUUUUACAAAAUCAGAAUUAAAGUUAUACAAUAAAUAAUCCUAAUUUAUAAUUACCAGAAUUAAAUUAAUCCAUUAAUU